GAGAGAGACAGAGAGAGAGAGAGAAAGAGAGAGACUGUAUUCCCUGAUGAAAGAGAAAGAGAAGAAAAAAAUGGCAAUGACCAUGGAUCAAGUAGAAGAAGAUCAAAUGAUACUGCUCUCUCAAUACUACUCAGACAUAUGCACCCAAAUGCCACAAGGAGAGAUGAAGCCACGACGGAGGAAGAAGGUGAAAGGAGACACCGUGGAUGAUGGAUCAAAGAAGAGGAAGCUGAGUGCUGAGCAAGUGAAUUUCUUGGAGAUGAACUUUGGGUCCGAGCACAAGCUGGAAUCUGCGAGGAAGGACCGUCUCGCUACCGAGCUGGGGCUCGACCCUCGGCAGGUGGCGGUGUGGUUCCAGAACCGGAGGGUGCGCUGGAAGAGCAAACAGCUUGAAGAGGAAUAUAUGAAGUUAAAGACGGUGCAUGAAGCCUCUAUUGUUGAGAAAUGCAAGCUCGAAGAUGAGGUAUUGAAGCUUAGGGAGCGACUCUCAGAAGCUGAGAAGGAAGUAAGGAAGCUUUCAGAGCGUUGCGAUGGAGUUUCGGAAGGUGAAAGAAGCUGUAGCCCAAGCUCUUCGUUCUCCAUGGAUGCACGUCAGCCUUUUCUUGGAGAUUUUGGAGAUAAUUCCUUGUACACACCUGAAUCUAAUUACUAUUAUAUCAACGGUCUGAAUGAAUGGAUGGAUUUGUACGGUGUAUGAUUAUCUGACUUGCCAAUGUAAAUAUCAUCCAUGUAAAUUAUCAUCUUUUCCAAUGAUAUUGUAUUCUAAUUAUAAAUAAAAUCUUCCUUUUUUUAA
This is a messenger RNA of Magnolia sinica, 793 nucleotides long. RefSeq names its product homeobox-leucine zipper protein ATHB-40-like. The transcript is spliced from 3 exons. The coding region runs from base 47 to 697 and encodes 216 amino acids. Gene Ontology annotation, cellular component: nucleus. Lineage: Eukaryota; Viridiplantae; Streptophyta; Magnoliopsida; Magnoliales; Magnoliaceae. The record is from RefSeq and is a predicted model, not a curated record. Gene Ontology annotation, biological process: positive regulation of DNA-templated transcription. Gene Ontology annotation, molecular function: sequence-specific DNA binding; DNA-binding transcription factor activity, RNA polymerase II-specific.